Molecule: messenger RNA, 1864 nt
Organism: Cornus florida
Lineage: Eukaryota; Viridiplantae; Streptophyta; Magnoliopsida; Cornales; Cornaceae
Product: 26S proteasome non-ATPase regulatory subunit 12 homolog A-like
Exons: 12
Coding region: 152-1480 (442 amino acids)
Cellular component (GO): nuclear proteasome complex; proteasome regulatory particle, lid subcomplex; cytoplasm
Source: RefSeq, a predicted model, not a curated record
AAAGAAUGAAAACCACUUUCUCUCUCUUCUAGGGUUUAAUAUAAUAAACUGUUCCACAUAGAAUUGAAUCGAUCUCUUCACUAUAAAGAAAACUUCCUCAUCUCUCUCUCUUAUUCCUUCUCGAUUCAAAGCUCGUGGGUUCGAAUUCAACAUGGAAAGUGGAGGUAAUUUGGAUGCGGCAAUAGAGUCUCUGUUGAAUGUCGAGAAGCAGAUGAGACUUGCCGGUGAUGUCGCCGGCACGAAAAAAGCCGCAACUGACAUAUUGCAGCUUUGCCACGAUGCUCGUGCUUGGAAGACCCUCAAUGACCAGAUUAUGUUGUUGUCCAAGCGACGUGGUCAGCUGAAACAGGCUGUAACUGCAAUGGUCCAGCAAGCCAUGCAAUAUAUUGAUGAGACACCAGAUAUUGAUUCUAAAAUAGAGCUCAUUCAAACACUUAACAGUGUGUCCGCAGGGAAGAUAUAUGUCGAGAUAGAGAGGGCACGGUUGAUCAAGAGACUUGCAAAGAUCAAGGAAGAACAAGGGCAAAUAGCUGAAGCUGCUGAUUUAAUGCAAGAAAUUGCGGUGGAAACAUUUGGUGCUAUGGCAAAAACUGAAAAAAUAGCUUUUAUUCUUGAACAAGUUCGCUUGUGUUUAGACCGCCAGGAUUAUGUGCGUGCACAAAUCCUGUCAAGAAAGAUCAGUCCUAGAGUUUUUGAUACUGAUACUUCAAAAGAGAAGAAAAAACCCAAAGAAGGCGAAAACAUGGUGGAAGAGGCACCCUCUGAUAUACCAUCACUGUUGGAAUUGAAGCGCAUCUACUAUGAAUUAAUGAUACGGUACUACUCACAUAGCAACGAUUACCUUGAAAUAUGUCGCAGUUACAAGGCAAUAUAUGACAUCCCCUGUGUUAAAGAAAAUCCAGAACAGUGGAUACCGGUGUUGAGGAAAAUAUGCUGGUAUUUAGUUUUGGCACCUCAUGAUCCCAUGCAAUCAAGCUUGCUGAACUCUACAUUGGAGGAUAAGAAUCUUUCUGAAAUUUCUCAUUUUAGGUUGCUGUUGAAACAACUAAUUACGAUGGAGGUCAUUCAGUGGACGGCUCUCUGGAAUACAUUCAAGGAUGAGUUUGAGAAUGAAAAGAACAUGCUUGGUGGCCCUUUAGGUGACAAAGCGGCUGAAGAUCUUAGACUGAGAGUAAUAGAACAUAACAUUCUCGUUGUCUCGAAGUAUUACUCACGGAUUACUUUGAAGCGUAUUGCAGAUCUGCUGUGUCUCAGCAUUCAGGAAGCUGAAAGGCAUCUUUCAGAUAUGGUUGUAUCGAAAGCACUGGUGGCAAAGAUUGACAGGCCCAUGGGUGUAGUCUGUUUCCAGUCGGCCAAGGACAGUAACGAUACUUUAAAUUCGUGGGCUAUGAACUUGGAGAGGCUGCUUGACCUUGUGGAGAAGAGUUGCCACCAAAUCCACAAGGAAACUAUGGUUCACAAAGCUGCCAUUAAAGGUUGAAAAAAUGCUCAUCACCAGCUACGGUUGGCCUGUGUUUCUGUGUACUUUUCGAGGACUGAUUUCAGGAACCAAAAGGGGCUCUCGUCUUGUGGCAGUGGAAGCCUUUAUGUGCGUUACUUGUUUCAUCCGUCCAUUGCCUAUGUUUUAGAUUGCUUACAUACCGCUCGGUUCACAUAUAUUGUGACCCAUUAACUUGUUAUUUUCUUGAUUUGUUCAUCAUGCUCAAUAGAUUGAUAGCUGUGAAAUGAAAUGACCAGGUCUACUCUAUAUUUGUGUUCGUGUAUGGCCUUGUAGGGCACAACAAUUAUUUAGGAAUCAGGAUAUGGAUUAUGUCUCAAAUUUUCAACUCAUUUAUUUGGAAGGUUUGUGAUCUAAUAUGCAAAA